AUGGCAGCGGCCCGGGCCGUACUAGACAAUAUUCACGAAUCUCUACCUGCCCUUACAGACGACAGCAACACAUACGUUUUAGGGGACAUCCAGAGACAUAAUGUUGUCAUUGCGUGCCUACCAACAGACCAGUAUGGAAUUGUCAACGCAGCGAACGUGGCGACGAACAUAAAGCGGACAUUUCCCGCAAUCCGGGUUGGUUUGAUGGUUGGUAUUGGCGGUGGUGUGCCGAGUAAGGUUGAUGUACGACUCGGCGAUAUUGUGGUUGGGACCAGGGUGAUGCAGGUCGAUUUAGGAAAAAUAAUUCAUGGAGACCAAGAGUUGGAACGAACAGCGAUCCCCAGAAUUCCCCAUCAAUUGCUUGGGACAGCCGUCACGACUCUCCGCGCUAAACACGAGCUCGAACCGAGUCGAAUUCCCUCUAUUCUCCAGCAGAAGCUUGAAGAAUAUGGGUAUGGUUGCCCAAGCUCGCCAGAUCGUCUCUUCCAGGCAAAUUAUCAUCAUAAAGUUCCGGAGGCCAACUGUGAUAAAUGCGACGACUCAAAGCUGGUGCUGCGAAGUGCGCGGGUGUCGACAGAUCCAUUUAUUCAUUAUGGUGCCAUCGCUUCAGGGAGCCAGGUCAUUAAGAAUAGUGUCUUUCGAGACGAAGCUGCUCGGCAGUUUAAUGUUAUAUGCUUCGAAAUGGAGGCUGCUGGUUUGAUGGAUAUCAUCCCCUGUCUCCCAAUUCGGGGUAUUUGCGACUAUUCUGAUUCACACAAGAGCAAAGAAUGGCAGAGAUAUGCUGCAGCCACUGCAGCCGCAUACGCAAGGGAAUUGCUUGAGGGUCUUCCGGUCACCGAGACAUAUAAAGAGGAUGCAUCCAUACCUACCCCAAACCCGACCCCAUCACAGAAAAACCGGAAGCUUUUACUGGAUUCUUUCAGGUUUGAGCAAAUCAAUGCUCGAAAAUCAACUGUUGAAGAUGCCCACGCCAAAACAUGUCAAUGGUUUCUCAAUCAUCCUGACUAUAAGGCAUGGCUAGACCCAGAAAAUCUGACCCAUCGUGGCUUUUUAUGGAUUAGCGGCAAGCCUGGGGCUGGCAAGUCGACGAUCAUGAAAUUUGUCUACUCGAAAAUGAAGAAACAGGCUCGCUCCAAAACUGCCCUACUUGAAGGAUUUCCCGACCUACAGACACUGCUAGAUGAUCCUGAGCUCAUUCCCGCCCAGGACCAAAAUGCUUGCCCUUCUUUGAAUAUCCUCAAAGGCCUCCUUCAUAAAGCAGUUUCCCUCCUGGGUCAACGGUCAUUUACAUGCUUUAUUGAUGCACUUGAUGAAUGUGACGAGCAACAACUUCUGGAUAUGAUCCAAUAUUUUGAAUAUCUGUCAGAACAGUCCACGGCCAAACGUCUCCGGAUCUGCUUUUCCAGUCGGCAUUAUCCCUAUAUUAUGAUACGGCAUGGUGCCCGACUUACACUAGAGCAUCAACCAGGCCACACAGAAGACUUGCAAGCUUACGUUGGGGAUAAUCUUCGAACUGAAGACUCCGAUAUUGUCCAAAAGCUUCUCCAAAAAUCUGCUGGUGUUUUUAUGUGGGUGGUUUUGGUCGUCGAAAUUCUCAAUAGGGAGCUUGCAAGAGGUGCAAUGUCCCUCGACCGGAAGCUUGAAGACCUACCAAGUGGGCUAAGCAAUCUAUUCAAGGAAAUACUGAAACGUGAUGAUGAGAAUAUGGAGGGACUCUUGCUCUGUUUUUUCUGGAUUCUUUGCGCAAAGCGACCUUUACGGCCAGAGGAAUUCUAUCAUGCUCUUUGGUCUGGCUUAUCAUUGAAGAGUCCGAGUCUGGUUGAUACCAAGAUACCAGAUGCCUUAGUCCAAGAUACUAGCAAUGGUCUUCCCAGGUCUCACAGAUAUGUUAUCAGUUGCUCUAAGGGGUUAGCUGAGGUUACAAUAUCCGGCAAACCAUCAGUCCAAUUCAUCCAUGAGUCUGUUCGAGACUUCCUUAUUAAAGACAGAGGUCUUUAUGAAUUGUGGCCCCAACUUGGGCUUGACUGGGAGAGUCCAAGCCAUGAUAGGCUCAAGGAUUGCUGCAAUUUCUACAUAAACCACAAGGAUGUGUGCGAGCUUGCUGGUAAACGACCGGCUUAUCCUGAGCCAUAUAGGACAAAAGAUGUCACGGAAGCCUCAAACCACUACCCAUUUCUAGGGUACUCUAGUCGGAAUACCCUCUACCAUGCCAACGCUGCAGCAAAAGUGGUUUCUCAAGACGAUUUUCUUUCCUCGUUCCAUGUAAUCAACUGGGUCGGGAUCAACAACCUUUUUGAAAAGUCACAGAUUCGGUUAUAUACUCCACAUGCAAGUCUCCUAUAUAUUCUCGCAGACAAAGGAUAUCCUGACCUUAUCCGCACAAGACUUCAAAAAUUUCCAGAAAUCCAUAUUUUUGGCGAAAGAUACGAGUACCCGCUAUUUUCUGCUUUGGCAUGUAGUGACAAAGCGAGUGUUGCAGCUCUUUUGAACUUGCCUUCAACCAUUUAUGACGGAAUCGACAUCACAGAGGGCCUGAACCACAGAAAAGACUUGAAGCGGUACGAAAAGCGAACACCUCUUUCUUGGGCUGCAGAGAAUGGGCGAGCAGUCCUUCUUAAGCUUUUGAUCGAGCGAGGAGCAGACGUCAACACUGUCGAUAGAACUGGAUGGACACCACUUUUAUACGCUUCGAGGGAGGGUAACGAGGCUAUCGCUAAGCUUCUUGUCGAACAAGGAGCAGAUGUUAACACUGUCAGUAGUAAUGGAUGGACACCACUUCUACUCACUUCAAUCUUUGGCUAUGUGGCUAUCGCUAGGAUUCUCAUCGAACAAGGAGCAACUUUAAAUGCCAUUAGUCUGAGAGGUGAGACAUCACUUUCAUUCGCUUCGAGGGAGGGCUAUGAGGCUUUUUCUAGGCUUCUUAUCGAACAUGGAGCAGAUAUUAAUGGCAUUGAUGGUUCGAGACCACUUUUUCUCGCAUUGGAGAAUCGUCGCGAGGCUAUCGCUAGGCUUCUUAUCGAACAAGGAGCAGAUAUCCAUGCUACUGAUAGACAUCGACAUACGCCACUCUCACUCGCUUCGAGGGAGGGUAACGAGGCUAUCGCUAAGCUUCUCAUCGAACAAGGAGCAACUAUAAAUGCCACUACUUUGAGUGGUGAGACAUCACUUUCAUUCGCUUCGAGGAAGGGCCAUGAGGCUAUUGCUAGGCUUCUUAUCCAAGAAGGAGCAGAUGUCAAUGCCGCUGAUCUAAAUGGCGGGACACCACUUUUUUUGACAUUGAAGAAUGGUCACGAGGCUAUCGCUCGGCUUCUUAUUGAAGGAGGAGCUGAUGUCAACGCUACUGAUUCAAACGGCCGGACACCGCUUUCAGAGGCCUUCGCGGGUAGCUAUGAGGCUCUUGCGAAGUUUCUUAUCGAAUGGGGGGGCAUAUGUCAAUGCAAGCGAUGA
Molecule: messenger RNA, 3447 nt
Organism: Penicillium cosmopolitanum
Lineage: Eukaryota; Fungi; Ascomycota; Eurotiomycetes; Eurotiales; Aspergillaceae
Product: Pfs, NACHT and Ankyrin domain protein
Exons: 3
Coding region: 1-3447 (1148 amino acids)
Biological process (GO): nucleoside metabolic process
Molecular function (GO): catalytic activity; protein binding
Source: RefSeq, a predicted model, not a curated record